Molecule: messenger RNA, 1865 nt
Organism: Papaver somniferum (opium poppy)
Lineage: Eukaryota; Viridiplantae; Streptophyta; Magnoliopsida; Ranunculales; Papaveraceae
Product: ethylene-responsive transcription factor WRI1-like
Exons: 7
Coding region: 201-1523 (440 amino acids)
Biological process (GO): regulation of DNA-templated transcription
Molecular function (GO): DNA binding; DNA-binding transcription factor activity
Source: RefSeq, a predicted model, not a curated record
UACUCUCUCUUUCUAAACUUAGGUUACCAAAAAAAGUUAAGUUAAAAAAAGGGGUGAAACUCUCUUAAUCUCCCUUAUUUAAAUACAGAAAAUCAGAGAGGAGAUAAAGAUAGUACUACUUGUAGCCAGAGAGAGUGAGAAAGAGGGAGAGGAACAGAUUUUUUUCCUUUUAUUUUUUUCUUAUAAAGAUUAUUCAGCAGAUGAUGUUGAUGAUGAUGAAGAGGUCUCCUCAUAGUUCUGAUUCUUGUUCUUCAUCUUCUUCUUCCUCCUCUUCUAGUACAAAUUCAUCUGAAAUUAAACCUCUUACUUCUCUUAUUAGUACUACUAAUCAGUUAUUAGUACCAUUAUCUCCUCUUCCUCCUCCUCAUACUCUUCCAUCAAAACUAAAACCAGUCAAACCCAAGACCAAACGCACUAGAAGAACUUCUAAUCCUGAAAAGGCUAAGUUUGCUGCUUGCCCUGGCAGAAGAAGCUCCAUUUACAGAGGAGUUACCAGGCAUAGAUGGACAGGAAGAUAUGAAGCUCAUCUAUGGGAUAAGAACUCAUGGAAUCCUAUUCAGAACAAGAAAGGACGACAAGUUUAUUUGGGUGCAUAUGAUGAUGAAGAAGCUGCUGCUCAUACUUAUGAUCUUGCGGCUCUCAAAUACUGGGGCCCUGAUACUAUCCUCAAUUUCCCGUUCAUCACAUAUCAAAAGGAUUUCGAUGACAUGCAACUAGUGACCAAGGAAGAGUAUUUAGCUUCACUGCGUCGUCGCAGUAGUGGAUUUUCAAGGGGUGUAUCUAAAUAUCGUGGCGUCGCAAGGCACCACCACAAUGGGCGCUGGGAAGCAAGAAUUGGGCGUGUUUUGGGCAACAAAUAUCUCUACUUGGGAACAUAUAGUACACAAGAAGAAGCUGCAGCUGCUUAUGACAUUGCGGCAAUAGAGCAUAGAGGAAUGAAUGCAGUGACUAAUUUCGAUAUUAGUCAUUACAGUGGCCUAAUAAAAUGCACACAACCAUCACCAUCACCGUCUCCAUCUCCGCCACAACAACUGUGUCAACAAUAUCAACAGUCACCCUCUUGUUCAUAUUUUGCUGAAUCACAUGAAAUGACAUCUAGAAUCCUUACACCUGAAUUACCCCAAUCUGUCAAUGAUCACUCUCCGGUAAUGGUAGACCCGAUGGAGGAUAACGCAUGGAGUCUUUGCAUGGAUUCAGGAUUCAACCCACUACCAGUGCCCAACAUUGAUCUUGAAAAAUCAGGCGAGCUACCUGAUUUGUUUAAUGAUAGCGGGUUUGAAGAUAACAUUGAGUGUCUAUUUGAAGGGAUUAACGCUACUAAGGAGGAAUUCGGAAGUCUUGAAGAGAAAGAUAAUGCACUUAAUUUUGAUACUUUCUUUAACAGCUCAAUUGAUUUUGAUAGUGGAGAUUUAUUGGGAAGUCUAGGAGUGGAAGGAGAAGAGAAUCUGAACAGUAAUGGUACUUCAGCAAGGAAUGCAUCAGCAUCAGUUCCAUAUCCUUUUCCUAUCAGAAUUUGUUCUUAAAUUUUCGAAGAAAAUUAAGAUGGCAUCAUGAACAAAUACAUCCACAUUUUCUAUGUGUUUGUGUUUGUGUUUGGGAUUUUUAGCGUUGUGUUUAGGUCUGGUUUCAGAGAAUGGUGGUGUUCUGUAGGGGUUGUUUGAAAUUGAUGUCUCCAAUUUGCGUUUGUGGAUUGGGGGAAGUAGGUGUUUGUUUGGGUUGUUCAAAAGACUCGAAUGUUGCUGGGGUUGGAUGGAAAGUAGGAUUUUUUUUCCUGUUCUUUUUUCAUUCUGUUUUAGUUUUUCAUGAUGUCAAAUUAGGAUCAAUUUUUCUUUAAUGGAAAUAGAUUUUAUUUUAGUUUCAUUUUA